GCGGCAUUUCACGACGUCGGCGGUGAGAGGCCCUGGAAACCUCCGACCUCCUCCCGAAGCAGGGCGAGGGCUAGCCAGCGCGAUGUUCGGUGCGGGCGACGAAGACGACACCGACUUCCUCUCGCCUAGCGGCGGUGCCAGAUUGGCUUCUCUUUUUGUACUGGAUCAAGCAGCUGCUGGCCAUGGAAAUGAAUUCUUCCAGUACACAGCCCCAAAGCAGCCUAAGAAAGGCCAAGGAACAGCACCAACAGGAAAUCAGGUGACACCAAAAACAGCACCCACCACAACAGGCACUUCCACAGUAUUGGUUGCAACAGCAGUCCAUGCAUAUCGUUACACAAAUGGUCAAUAUGUAAAGCAGGGCAAAUUUGGUGCCGCAGUCCUAGGAAAUCACACAUCCAGAGAGUAUAGGAUUCUUCUUUAUAUCAGUCAACAACAGCCAGUCACUGUUGCCAGGAUUCAUCUGAACUUUGAGUUAAUGGUUCGGCCCAAUAACUAUAGUACCUUUUAUGAUGACCAGAAACAAAACUGGUCCAUCAUGUUUGAGUCGGAAAAGGCUGCCGUGGAGUUCAAUAAACAGGUAUGCAUUGCCAAGUGCAACAGCACCUCUUCCCUGGAUUCAGUGCUGUCACAGGACCUCAUUGUAGCAGAGGGCCCUGCUGUAGAAAUUGGAGAUUCUUUGGAAGUGGCUUAUACUAGCUGGCUCUUUCAAAACCAUGUGCUAGGCCAGGUUUUUGACUCCACUGCUAACAAAGAUAAGCUGCUUCGUCUGAAAUUAGGAUCAGGAAAAGUCAUCAAGGGCUGGGAGGAUGGAAUGGUAGGCAUGAAGAAAGGAGGUAAGCGAUUGCUUAUCAUCCCUCCAGCCUGUGCUGUUGGCUCUGAAGGAGUAAUAGGAUGGACUCAAUCAACGGACUCAAUCCUGGUAUUUGAGGUGGAGAUUAGGCGGGUCAAAUUUGCUAGAGAUUCUGGCUCUGAUGCACACAGUGUUAGUUCCCGGGAUUCUGCAGCCCCUUCUCCCAUACCUGGUGCUGACAGCCUGUCUGCUGAUCCUGUUGUGUCACCGUCCACAUCGGUGCCUUUCAAACCAGGGGAGUCAGCUCUUCGUUCCAAAUCUAACUCCCUCAGUGAUCAGCUUACAAUGAAUACAAGCCCUGAUACAGUCAAGGCCAAGUUGAUCUCUCGGAUGGCUAAAAUGGGCCAGCCCAUGCUGCCCAUCCUUCCACCACAGCUGGAUUCCAACGAUUCAGAAAUUGAAGAUGUGAAUGUUCUUCGAGGAGCCAGGCAGCCCACGGUGACUUCGUCCAUCCAGCCCUCUCUUCAGCCAGCCCAUCCAGUGCUACCACAGGUGACCUCACAAGCACCUCAGCCAUCCGUUUCUGGACUCCAAGCACCAUCUCCUGCCUUAAUGCAAGUUGCAUCUCUUGAUUCCCACUCAGCUGUGUCUGGAAAUGCCCAGUCCUUUCAGCCCUACGCAGGUAUGCAAGCCUACGCUUAUCCCCAGGCAUCAGCUGUCACUUCCCAGCUGCAGCCCGUUCGGCCCCUGUACCCAGCACCUCUCUCGCAGUCUCCCCAUUUUCAAGGAUCAGGUGACAUGGCUUCAUUUCUCAUGACUGAAGCCCGGCAACAUAACACUGAAAUUCGAAUGGCAGUCAGCAAAGUGGCUGAUAAAAUGGAUCAUCUCAUGACUAAGGUUGAAGAGUUACAGAAACAUAGUGCUGGCAAUUCUCUGCUCAUGCCUAGCAUGUCAGUUACAAUGGAAACAAGCAUGAUUAUGAGCAACAUCCAGCGAAUUGUUCAGGAAAAUGAAAGGUUGAAACAAGAGAUCCUUGAGAAGAGCAGUCGGAUAGAAGAACAGAAUGACAAGAUUAGUGAACUAAUUGAACGAAAUCAGAGGUAUGUUGAGCAGAGUAACCUGAUGAUGGAGAGGAGGAACAACUCACUUCAAACAGCCACAGAAAACACACAGGCAAGAGUUUUGCAUGCUGAGCAAGAGAAGGCCAAGGUGACGGAAGAGUUAGCAGCAGCCACUGCGCAGGUGUCCCACCUGCAGCUGAAAAUGACCGCCCACCAAAAGAAAGAAACGGAGCUGCAGGUGCAGCUGACAGAAAGCAUGAAGGAGGCUGACCUCCUCCGGAGCCAGCUCGCCAAACUGCAGACAGAGCUCUCCGAGCUCCAGGAGACCGCUGAGCAAGCAGAGUCCAAAUUCAAGAGUGAAAAGCAAAGCCGGAGACAGCUGGAACUCAGAGUGACGUCCUUGGAGGAGGAGCUGACUGACCUUAGAGCUGAGAAGGAGUCUCUGGAAAAGAACCUCUCAGAAAGGAAAAAGAAGUCAGCUCAAGAGCGCUGUCAGGCUGAGGAGGAGAUAGAUGAAAUUCGCAAGUCACACCAGGAGGAAUUGGACAAACUUCGACAGCUCUUGAAAAAAGCUCGGGUGUCCACAGACCAGGCAGCUGCAGAGCAGCUGUCUCUAGUACAGGCUGAGCUGCAGACCCAGUGGGAAUCCAAGUGUGAACACCUGUUGGCCUCUGCCAAGGAUGAACACCUGCAGCAGUACCAGGAGGUGUGUGCGCAGAGGGAUGCCAGCCAGCAGAAGCUGCUCCAGCUUGAAAAGAAGUGUUUAGCCCUCCAGGCCCAAGUCACAGCCCUGACAGAGAAAAAUGCACAGUACAUCAAGGACCUGGAGAACAAGUCCCAGUUGUCCACGGCUGAAGCUGCGUCUACUGACCCCUCAGAGAAGGUCAAGAAGAUCAUGAACCAGGUGUUUCAGUCCUUGCGGGGAGAGUUUGACUUGGAGGAAUCUUACAAUGGCAGAACCAUUCUGGGGACCAUCAUGAACACCAUCAAGAUGGUGACUCUUGAGCUGUUAAACCAACACGAGCGAGAGAAGGGAGGGAGCAGCGAUGAAGAGGAAGAAGAGGAGGGAGGGGAGCAACCUCAGACACCUUCCCAGGAGUUGCCUGUCUUGGCCAGUUCUGGACGGUCUCAGACGCCCUUGAAUGGGGAGAAGCAGGAGCCCCCCACGGUGCCACCAGAGCAUGGGGUCCAGGAAGCUGUCCCGCUGCCUCCUCAGGCCCUCCCCAGUCCCCAGGAUGAUGUGCAGGGAAGGGAAAGGGACUCCUCAGAAGCAGAGGCGCUCUCAGAGGCAAAAGAUGACUCCUUCCCUUCUGAACUGGCUGGCGCUCCCUCUGGAAAAGCUCUGAGGCCCCCGACUUCAAUUCCCCCCGAGCCUCCAGGCCCUGUGACUGUGGACUCUGAGUGCGAGGAAACACUAGUUGCCAGCCCACUGGGAAAUGCCUGUGUUGGGGAGCAGGAACGCUCCAUGAGGUUGUCCCUGACCUCAGACCCUGAGAAGGGGGACCCACUGACCUCAGGGCCUGAAAGUCCAGGAGCAGAGCCUCAGGCUCCAGGGCUCAAGAAAGACGAUGUCACCAGCCCCGCUGCUCCCUCCCAGGAGCCGUGCAGCACAGAGGCAGCCUCUGCGGCCGUAGGAGCAGCGCCCGGAUCCAGCCACUGUGCUCAGCGUUCCAGUCUCUCUGAGGAUGAAGAGGAUGAACUGUUUAAAGGAGCAACUCGGAAAGUUCCAAGGCCCAAAGCACAGGCUGAGGAGGAGGAUGAAGAUGAGGUGAGCAUGAAGGGACGCCCGCCCCCAACACCCCUUUUUGGAGAUGAUGAUGAUGACGAUGACACUGACUGGCUGGGAUGAAGACCCAGGAAACUGGUGCAAAGGUUUCUCUGCUGACCCUUCCCUAAGCAUGAUUUUGCACAACAGCCCUGGGUCUAGACGAGGCACAGGGUGAGGUGAAGGUGAGCAUUCUGAGAACAGUAGUUCAGAUAUCUGAGAUAGCCAGCUUCUGAGCCCCGCCUGCCUGGGUGAAGAGGAGUAUGAACCUGUCUUCAGAACGCUGGCGACCGUCAACAGCCCGCCAUGAUCCCACCUCAGAGUCCCCCAUGGAGUAAGGGCUGGGGGGUUCCCCUCCAGCCAGUCCCUACGACAGUCCUGCCCUCUCCCAAGCUUUUUAUUCUCUUAACUCUCAGACUGAUCUGCCUCUCAGUGCUCAGCUGUGUCCCAGCAACAAGACUGUCACCUGGGGUGAGGUCUCCCCAGUAGAACCGAGAGUAGGUUACACCAUCUAAACCCGGUUCAGUUAACAGCCUUGCCUGCAGUCCUGGGACAUACGUCUUUUCUUUGCCUUAAAUCUGAUAUAAGAGGUCAAUGAAUAUUUGAUUUUAACAAAACUAAAAUAAAUGUCUGCAAUGAAACUUGA
Messenger RNA from Camelus dromedarius (Arabian camel), 4265 nucleotides. It is a transcript of the gene FKBP15, whose product is annotated as FKBP prolyl isomerase family member 15. Gene Ontology annotation, cellular component: growth cone. The transcript has 28 exons. The record is from RefSeq and is a predicted model, not a curated record. The coding region runs from base 83 to 3703 and encodes 1206 amino acids. Gene Ontology annotation, molecular function: peptidyl-prolyl cis-trans isomerase activity. Lineage: Eukaryota; Metazoa; Chordata; Mammalia; Artiodactyla; Camelidae.